Messenger RNA from Tilletiaria anomala UBC 951, 3059 nucleotides. RefSeq names its product ARM repeat-containing protein. Gene Ontology annotation, molecular function: mRNA 3'-UTR binding. NCBI's taxonomy places the organism in Eukaryota, Fungi, Basidiomycota, Exobasidiomycetes, Georgefischeriales, Tilletiariaceae. The record is from RefSeq and is a predicted model, not a curated record. The transcript has 3 exons. Gene Ontology annotation, biological process: nuclear-transcribed mRNA catabolic process, deadenylation-dependent decay. Gene Ontology annotation, cellular component: cytoplasm. The coding region runs from base 360 to 2996 and encodes 878 amino acids.
CUUUGCCAUGUCUCUUCGUCCUUUCUCUAUAAAGACGUAUCCUUUCCUUGCCCUCACCCUUUCUUUCAGUACUUUCAUCUCUUACUUUGUCAAGCCCAACGCCGCGUCCCUGGCAGUUGUGUCAGCGCCGUCUUCUCAUCGUCUUCCUCCUUCUUUCCUCUUCUACUCCCUCGCGAGCGCCUGCCUGUCUCUGUCUCUGACCAGCACGCCAUAUCUUGAAGACUGCCUUGCCCACAACAUUAGAAGAUAGAAAGACUCAUCCCAGCAUAGCAGCGCUCCCACAACGUAAAUCUCCUCCUUUCUCCUCUCGUUGUGCGCGCACACACUCUCAGUAGUAAUAUACUUUGUCAACUUUCAAGAUGCAACAGAACACCAGUCAUCAUCGUUCUCAAGCUGCUGACGAUGAUGGACGCCAAAUUGGCCCCAUGCGUACUCCGUUGGCUCAGCAGCAGGACUUGGCACCUGAUUCAGCCAUGUCGCAGACACAAGAGCUUCCACCGCCCGGUACCCAAGCUUUCAAGCUGUCUGGCCUGGCCAGCAUUCCCCCGCUGAGCCUGCCGCAUCCUUCGAGCCUGCAGCAGCACAUUAGAAGCAAGACCGAGCAGCCGUCCGCUUCGCCACCACAGCAUCACCUUGUUCACGACCCUUUUGGCUUCAAUCGCAACCGCCACGUGGCCGCGGGUGCUGGCGGUAUCAGCAGCAGCGACGGUGGUAUACAGCCAGCACCUGACGUCUUCUCUCAGCGUCCGCCGCACAGCGACCCUGCAUACGACAUUCGCAUGGGUAUAGGAGGCCCUCUGGAUGACACGGGCAUCUCAUCGCCAUGCGACACGGUCCCGCCUCAUGCUAGAUCGCAGACUGCAGCCACGGAUGAGGCAGCGCUCAGCUAUGGUAUUUCUGACGGCCGCACAGCAUACAGCCAGCGUCUGCAUGAGCCCCAGGUCGGCGCGUCAUCCCUUCAGUCGGGUUUCACGGUAUCUAUAUUUCCAAGAACAGCUUCCGUCGAGCCUAGAGAACUGAAUCGUAACACACAAGGCGCCCAUGUCGGCGAGCACAGCGUCCUGCCAGUGUCUGUUUCUGCUGCUGUUGGGAGUGCUCUCCGCCUGCACGAUCAUAGCACUGACGCAUCUCAGCACGGUGGCUCUGGCCUUGGCACUGCUGGACUCGGCACAGGCUGGACCUCCUUCGACACCAGCGGUGCAAAACAGGCCGAGGCCUCCACCAGCGGUACCCUCGUCUCAAGCAUCGAUUUGGAUGAACAGAUGCGCAAAGAUGAGAGCAGAAUUUUUCACUCGACGCCUCCAGGACCCACGCGUGCCGAGAUGCUCAGGUACAACCCGCCCAUUGCGUCGACUCCGCUGAGUGGCAAAGUCAUGCGCAUGAACCCUCACGUCCGGCAAUCGACCAACAGCACUGUAUCCCUUGGCUCGGACUCGGACAGCGUGCAGCAAGCCCAGGCGGAGUUCGACCUGCGCAAAGAGAAUUCAGAGCUGCGCUCCCUCGUCGGCAAAAUUGCAGCGCAGCUUGACUAUGCCCAUGCGCAACUUCAUGUCGCGAACGAACAGAUUCAGCGUCAACACCCUAUUCAAGGAACUUCGAGAGACUCUGCGAGCCUGUCGCAAGGCGGCGGACCGAGACCCGUUCCGAUGAUCAAUCCUGCUUUGCAUGCUGCUCUUAUGCAGGGUGGACAGCCGUUUCUGCCUGUUUCGUCUGCCAACGCUGCCGCCACGGCUGGAACACCGCCGAACGCGCAGCAGCUGUCUGUCGUAAGUCACACUUCGCUGCUGCAUUCUUCUGCCCCGUCCAAGCAAUCGCCGGCACUCCUGUUUCGUCCUACCUUCAACACACCUGCUCAAGAAAUUAGCUCGGCCACAACCCCACCGAGAAUCGCGGCUCCUGCAGCGACCAGCAGGUCUGGUGCGGACAGAUGGGCUGCGCUGAAGGAGGACGGUCCGAUCAGAAGACGAGAUACAGAAACGUCAGCGGAGACUCUGAUCGCCCAGGUUCUCUCUGGCCGCAAUGGACAAGAUACGUCGAUAUUUCUUCAGCAGCAGCUCAAAAACUGCACAGACGAACGCAAGAAGGCUAUCGUCAAGGCGAUGAAGCCCGUACUCAUCGCUCUGUGCGAGGACAAGCACGGCAACUUUCUGGUCCAGCGUGCGAUUGGAGUCGACGCAUCCCUCGCUUGGGACCUCAAGGAGAGAUUUGUCGACCUGGCGCUGUCGCAAUUUGGUUGUCACGUGGUGCAGCGAGUGCUUGACGAGGAAGAACCCAUUAAAAUGGCGGUAGUUGAAGCAUUGCUUUCGGACCGUCUCAUGGACACGCUCGCAGCUCGUAGCUCGGUGCACAUCUGGCAGAAGGCACUGGAGAUCACCUGGACCCAAGCCUCAUUCCGCGCCAAGAUCUUCCAAGUCCUUAACGAUAGUCUUCGUGCGAAGUGGGCCCUAACAGCCAUGCAGGAGACUGGGAGCAUUAUCUGCCAAAACAUUUUCGAGAGCGCCGAUGCCAGCGAGAAGGGAGAGUGCAUCCGGGAGAUUCUCGAGCGUAUCCCCGACUGCGCCAACAACCAGUGGGGUGUCUGGGUCGUGCAGCAUAUGAUCGAUCACGGUGAACCAGAGACCCGGCAGACCGUUUUUCAGCGGCUACUCGAGCAAGCGGUGCAGCUCACGCUCUCGCAGUAUGGCCAGAAGGCGAUCAUGACAGCUCUCAAGACGAACGAUCCUGCGUUCAUGGUGCCUUAUGUCGAUAUCCUGUGCAACAGAGACGGAGGCGGCCAGGCGUCCGGCACGUCGAGCCGCCGCUCGGUCUUGAUCGACAUUGCCUGCGUCCCGCAGGGAUUCAACAUUGUCACACAGCUGCUCACCAACGUCGACAUGGAGCAGCGCGAGCGCAUCGUCUCCACCGUGCGUCGCAACUCGGUCUUCCUGAAAGGCAGCAAGGCAGGCUUACGCGUGCAUACAUUGUGUGAACGUGCUCGCGCUUACAGCGGAUAUUGAGGGGGAUGUACUUUUGGCUCAUCCUGAAUUUCUGUAUGCAUGAAAGCAGCAACCACAGGUCUG